UAUUAUUAAUACCUUUAAUGAAUAAUUCAGUAGGCUGCUCCGGAUCAGAUUUCAUAAAACUAUAAAUGAUGCCAAUAUCUGAAUACUUUCAUCUGAAAACGGAAUGUUAUAGGAAGAAGGAUUUAGAUACAAAGCUGAUAAUAAUUAGAUGGUAAAUCAAAACAAUUCGAAACACAAAUCUGACCAUGUUUCGGUUAAAUUAUCAUCUUAGACAAAUUAUAUUCAUCAAAAUUAUACACGGAAUAAACAAUUCAAUUCAAUUCUUCAACUAAGGACUUUUACAAAAGGCAUAUGUCGACUGGACAGAUAGAAGAUAACAAAUCUGAUCCUUAUGCAUAUAGGAAUUAUCUUAAAUAUACUCUACUAACCUCCCCAAAACUAAGUAGCUCUAAUGCUGAAACCAACAAUGAUGUGAGUGGGGAGGAAAAUAGCACAGACGAAUACACACUAAGUCCAGUAACUCCGUUUGAUCAUGAUCUUCUUCCCACGUCAGAGUUCAUAAACAACAAUGGUGUCAAUAAGGAUGCUAAUAAUAGAAUUAACGUGGAAGGUUUUUGCACAAACACCUCGAUCAAGCAUAACAUGCCAAAAAAGCGAAUUGUCGCGAAUAACAGUUAUUACGAAGAUAAAAACGCUUUUAGGCUUUCUUGUUUAAAGGAAAAUAAAAAUCUAAAGAAUGGUCUGCCCCAAAAAUAUAAUACAGUUGAUGGACAAGUGAAAUCAAUAGGUCCUAUUAACAAUAAAGGUAAUAAUAAGCCUGAAAAUAUUAAAUUCAUGAUAAAUAAUGAAAAUCAAAGCAAAGCAGCUACUAAUAUAAGUUCCAAUUUACGCGUCAGUAAAAAAAAUCCAACUCAAAUCCGGAAUCGAAGUCUAGAUUUUAUCGAUACCACCCGUUUUAAUAUGGUUAGUAGUAACCUAAUUAGCUGUCCAGAAUCUCAUUAUAAUUCUAAAGAAAUUGUUCAAAGGACUCCAAACAAUGCUUACGUCCAGUCAAAUGGCAAUUUAUAUGAUGACACUCUAAAUUUUUCAGAUAAGGAAUUUAUGCAUCACCCAUUACCAAAAACGGGGUCCAGCAAUUAUAACUCAUUACACAAUUCCAAGGCGUAUCGAUUUAAAGAUAAACGUUUAAAAGAAAACCCUGAUCAAUAUCCUCGCAUGGUUUAUAAGAUGUUUAUUUUGAUGAUAGCUCUGAUCUCUAUAUUCUUUUGUAUCGUAUGCAUCUUUUCGUUAUAUUUUUCAGUUUUUCAGUUUCGAUCUUUGCAACACCUCACAUCACAUACCUCAUUAUUCAAUGACUUAGAAACAUCUUGGUCAUCUGCUUUUGGCAACAGUAGUGUUUCAUCAUUAUUUGCCCAAUUUAAAGGACCUCAACAUUCGCAAUAUUCAAUAUUUAUCAAUCCUAAUCUACCUAAUAAUUAUCCACUAUAUCCUCCACAUGCUCAUAAUAUCCCCAAUUCGAAUGGAACUCUAUUAUCUACACCACACAUAUUUGAGGGCCCAAAGAGAGAGGAAGAUAAUUUGAAUUUCGUGGGAGAUCAAAAUUUUCCAUAUGGAGACCAUGACAAUAGUGAAUCGUCAGCUAAAGAAGUCUUAAUAAUAGAGAAAGACUCUGAUAUCCUAAACGGAACAUUAUCUCUUUUUAACGUAACUGGCGGUGGACAGAAUAAAGAAAAAAUGCAAAGCUUACAUGGCUUAUUAAAACAAGCCUUAAUGAGUAAAGCGCAUCCUUCUUGCUCCCAAAUGUUGGUUGUACCUUGCUUAAUAUUUCCAUACAACGGAACGGUUAUGCCUAAUAUGUUUGGGCACAGAACUCAAACCGAGAUUUGGAACAAUCUAAAGAUUUAUAGCACUGUAUUUAAUUUGGGUUGCCACCCCAUGGCAUUUCUAUUCUUUUGCUCGAUUUUAGUGCCAAGAUGUGGGUCUGACGGGGCAGCGAUCAUGCCUUGUAGAAGCGUAUGUGAAGAUGUUAUGCAACAUUGUUCAUUCUUUUUCGACGUGUUUUAUAUUCCAUCCGUUCCCAUUGAUUGCAGUACUUUGAAAGAGAGUCAGGACUCCUAUGUGUGCAUUGGAGGACGUGAGCUUAAACAACUUCAGCAAAAAAAAUGCGAUACGGGUUUAGUUUGCGACACUAACCGUUGUAUUAAUAAAAGUUGGGCUUGUGAUGGAAAUCGGGAUUGUCAGGAUUUGAGCGAUGAAAAAAAUUGCACUACAAAAUAUAUCGAUAUAGCUCUUUCAGAGAAUGAUGACAAGAAAAACUUAGAAUACGAUAAUGUAGUUAACUCUUUAAAUGCUCCAUGGAAUGUUAGAGAAGAUAAUCUCAAACAUGCCUUCGAUUCUUCAAUUUUAUUAUACGAAAAAAUCUUAUUCAACGAUGAAUCAAUAGCUCUAUCCUUCGUAUGCACCGACUACAAUAAUAACAUAACCACAAGUUUCAAUGAAAAAUGCUUAGAGAUGGGUUUCAACAAAACCUUAUAUUAUGGCUCAACGUGGAGAAACCUGCUAACUAUGUCCUCCAUUAGUAUUCCCAAAAAUUCCUAUCCUAGAUUGACACUUAACAAAGAUCCCAACAUCAAUACUCUUUUAAAUAAGAUCAAAUACAAUCAUACAGUUUGUCAAAAUGGUAAACCUGAGCACUUGUUUGAAUGCAAACAGCCCGUUUGUGGGAAAAUUUUGCACAAUCCUUUAAAGAAAAUGAGAUUAUCUCGGAUAAUAGGGGGGAAAAUUUCAAACAUAGGAUCUUGGCCUUGGUUAGCCUCCAUAUACGGGGGAGAAAAAGAAGUCUAUUUUUGUAUCGGAAGUAUAAUCCAUAGGAGAUGGAUUCUAACAGCUCAUCAUUGUAUUGGAAACCAAUCUAAUAUGGAUCGUUUUUUGAUCAAAAUAGGAGACGAUAGGCGCACUGCUUACAGCGAUUAUAGGCAAACUUUUAGAGUCAUUAAAAUUAUACAACACAAGGCAUACGUUAAAAAUAUCAACGAAAAUGAUAUCGCAUUAUUGAAAUUAGACAAAGAUAUUCGUUUUAAUUCGAGGAUCCAACCCGUAUGCUUACCAGAAUUCAAAUAUUACCCUGAAGAGGGAACAUUCUGCCAAGUAGUUGGAUGGGGAAGAACCAAAACGAAAGAUACGUUUCAAUAUUCCAACCAAAUACGUCAGGUAAAAGUCCCAAUAUUAAGCAAUUACGUUUGCAAUGAAUGGUUAAAAAAGUCCGAGGCGGAGAUUAAAGAUACUAUGUUAUGCGCGGGCUACGAAGAAGGCAAGAAAGAUGCAUGUCAAGGAGACAGCGGUGGACCAUUAUUAUGCAAAAAUGAUAGAGGCCAGUGGGAAAUUCAAGGGAUCGUAAGCUGGGGAAUCCUCUGCGCCGAACCCAAGCUUCCUGGCGUGUAUACUCGCGUUCCGAUGUACGUAGAUUGGAUCUUACAUAACAUACAAAAUAAAUAGUCAUGAAGUUAUAUUCAUCCGAACAACUAAAUAAAUAAUUUUUAAUGUUUUGUGAUUUGUAUAUGGUCGUAAAUUUUAAACAUAUCAUAAUUUAU
Messenger RNA from Gordionus sp. m RMFG-2023, 3530 nucleotides. RefSeq names its product atrial natriuretic peptide-converting enzyme-like. Lineage: Eukaryota; Metazoa; Nematomorpha; Gordioida; Chordodea; Parachordodidae. Bases 292 to 3435 code for a protein of 1047 amino acids. The record is from RefSeq and is a predicted model, not a curated record. Gene Ontology annotation, molecular function: serine-type endopeptidase activity; protein binding. The transcript has 15 exons. Gene Ontology annotation, biological process: proteolysis.